Messenger RNA from Alternaria burnsii, 783 nucleotides. RefSeq lists its product as uncharacterized. Bases 1 to 783 code for a protein of 260 amino acids. The transcript has 3 exons. The record is from RefSeq and is a predicted model, not a curated record. NCBI's taxonomy places the organism in Eukaryota, Fungi, Ascomycota, Dothideomycetes, Pleosporales, Pleosporaceae.
AUGCCUAUUCGCAAUCCCUUUCGCCGCGCGGGUGUGCCUGAGGCCGCCGAUGAGGCCCAGCGGAGCGCGCCGGAGAACGGUUUCAAGAGCACAGCUGUCUCGGGCGCAACGCCCCUGCAGGUCAAGGACCCUGUAGAAUACAAAUUGAGUGAAAUAAACGAUAGCGGCGUCUACCUACCGCCAUCCCCACAGCACGAGAAGCCUACCUUCUGGCACUCCAAGUCCAACGUCUCCACCGCUUCCUCAAAUCACCGAAGUCUGCUCAGCGAAAACGAGCCGUUCAGCAUUUCGCGUGAGAGCUUCGACUCGUACAGGAGGUCAUUUGUACGUGUUGCGAUCAGUGGCAAACAAGACCCCGCUCACGAGACACAGGAUAUCUCUGCGCGCUCCCCAAUCCAAGACAAUGUCCACGAAACCUACCCUCGUCAGUCGCUCGAUGCGCGCCGCUCCGUUGACACUAGACGCUCUCUCGAUGUCCGCCGUUCGCGCGCCACACCCCGCUCGUCAAUGCAACAACCCCGCCAUAGCGAAAGCCACGAGCAAGUGCCUGAGGAGGGCUUUGAGGACGUGGGCCUAAACGACGAGCCGAAGCCCCAGCCGAAGAAGCGCAGCAUCUUCUCGCGCUUCGGCGACAACAACCAUGCGAAUGAGAAGACUGAAGAGCGACCUGGCUCGAGCCAUCACUUCUCUUUGACAGGCCGGAAGAGGGCUGAGAGCGGGGCAGGCUCAGAGCUGAAGCCUAUGCCAAAGCCGUCAACGGAGGCGCCCGUAGAGGCGCGGUGA